Messenger RNA from Morchella sextelata, 2085 nucleotides. RefSeq lists its product as uncharacterized. Lineage: Eukaryota; Fungi; Ascomycota; Pezizomycetes; Pezizales; Morchellaceae. The coding region runs from base 1 to 2085 and encodes 694 amino acids. The record is from RefSeq and is a predicted model, not a curated record. The transcript has 4 exons.
AUGACAGACGCGGAUUCCUUCUACGAUAAAUUACUGGCGUCGAUAGGCUUGCCUUCGGACGAGCCUCAUACAUCACUGCCGCAAGACUGCGGUCGGAAAUCACAACAGCGAGAACAGAAAACCACGUCGGAGAUUCAACAGCACCACCGACCCGAGCCACAUCAAAAGCCGGAAAUAAAGAAACACGAGCCAGUACCGAAACAACAACUAGAACCAAGACGCAAUACAAGUAGUAGUAGCAGUAGUAGCGGUGGUUCAACGGCUACACUCUCGCCAAAACUCAAACCCCAACCAAAACCUUCAACUAGUGCUGCUGAGCUGCGCGAGAAACUUUCGAGACAAAUUGAAAGACCUCCUCCUCCUCCUCCCCCUCCUCCUCCACGUCUGCCUCGUAUUUCUCAUCCACAGUCUCCAAUCUCCGUACCGGUACAAUCACCAAUUGGAGGAGAAGCCUUGCCUGUUUCCCCUGCACCGAUAUCCCCCCGAAUCAAAGAGGGUGAGGUCAAGUCUUCUAAGACCCCUGCCGCAUUAGAAGCCGAGUUAAGGCGUAAACUCUUGGAGAGUGGGGUUCGGAAACGGAAAUCCUCACCGCUGGUUGAGGGACAAGCUGCCAUUAAUGGAGAUGUAGCCCCAGAACCGCUUUCGGGUACCGAGUUUAUCAAGUCCCGUCAAGCCGAGUUACGGCGGAAGCUACUCGAAAGGAGUAAUAAUCUCAAACAGAAUUCAUCUGCAGUCAAUAUUCAUAAAAACCCUCCGACACAGGAUCCUGGCCCUACACGUGUAGUCAACCGCUCGUAUUCACCAAUCGAGAUAUCAUCAGAUGAAGACGGUGGUGGGACCCAAACGCAUCCUCCUCCUUCUGUUUCUUCGAAAUCAAAGGUUCUCCCCCCGUUUCUACCUAAAAGACCGCCGCCACGAGAAGGGUUCAAACUUCGUAUAACAGUUCCGCUCCCGACGAACCCAAAUGAAAGUAUUGUAUUGAGGACCGAGAAGCUACCGUUAAGUACUCCAAUAUCUACCAUAUUAGGUUUGUUCGGUGCGGCAAGGGACGGCGAUCAUCUUUACUUCCCGGGGACGAACCCGAAGCCAACAGCUGAAAAGGAAAAUGGUGAAAAACUCCUAGGGGAGGAUGGGCAGAGAUUUUACCGUGAUGGCGAUGAGACAGGAAGGGCUGGUAUAAUAAAGGAGGCAGUUGUCAAAAAGGAGGAUGGUUGGAAUACACGGUCUGCUGGGUCUAGUCUGAAAGGAGCGACCUCCAGUCUGAGAGGCGAUGCAAUUGAUUACGUGCCUGGGGGCUCUUAUAAAGCAGCGAUGGUAGCAGAACCCCAAUGGACGGGUAUCAGUGCUACCCUGGAAGAUGUCUGGACGCGAGGAAGAAAAGCGGUUGAAUGUACUCUCGUAAGAGCUAACAACCCUGUCGAUGAGGAUGAUCAUGGCCUUUCGCAACUCCGGCUCGAGGAUCGGGGGAAUGUCUGGAAUUCUCGGCACCAGCACCGUAAUUCCCGCAGUGAAGAAGAAGGUGAAGGCGAAGGUGAAGGGUGGGGAUAUGGCAAUGAGGGCUAUCCGGAGUCUUCAGAAGGCGCACCCAAUAUGAGCUGGGGACCUGGGUAUCCCAUGGCGCCAGAUCCUAAUGCACAGCCAUGGUACCCAGGACAAACGCAAUAUCAACAUUCGGCUCAGCCGUCACCCGUAUUCUCGCAGCACGAUGAAGGCCAGGGCUCCGCAUUCAUGGGUGGGAGUUUACCGGUCCCACAGGCAAUGCAUUGGGUUCCUGGGCACAUGGAUUAUGCGAAUGCAGGGUGGAUGUAUGGUUUUGGGCCAAACGACAGUCAGCAGAAUGCAGGUAUGAGCUCUGGUGUUGAGCCAGUUGAAGCAACCCCCAACGCAACCAAUGAGGUGAACAAGGUUGUUGCGGACGGGAAGCCUCCGGGGCCUGUUCAAAACCAGCAGCCACAACAACCGAGAGUUCAAGUUGGACCUACGAAGCCAAAACGGCCAAGAGGAGGACGAAUUGUUAAGAAGAAGGAACGACGUAAGGGCGCAGGUGGUGGCAGGGGUGGUGGAGGUGUGAGUGGGGUUAAUUAA